AAUACUUUUUUUUUUAGCACAACAGUAUACGGUAUAGAAAAGCCAGAAACGUUGUAAAUUAAAAUUUCAUCUACUGCAAUGGAGCUCUGGAAAAGCUUCACAAUCAUCAAAACACCUCCAAAUUACCACCUUAUACUCAAUCACCGAUCCAUCAAAACACCCAUUUCUCUGUCCGCCACUCCCGAGUCGACGCACCGAGUCAGUCUCUCAGAGACUCUCCACAACGAGACCUUGAAAACCCUGGAAUGGCCCUCCGUUUGCAAACAAGUCUCCUCCUUCACUUCCACCACCAUGGGCUUCGCCGCCGCUCAAGGUGGUCGGCUUCGGCUAGGCCGAAGCCUGGAGGAGAGCCGGAAGCUUCUGGACCAAACCACCGCCGCGAUGGCCCUUCCUCAGCAGUUGGAUUUUACAGGAAUCGAGGACGUAUCGGAGAUCGUGAAUUCUUCUGUCUCCGGUGAAUUGGUCACGAUUGGAGAGCUUUGCGCGGUGAAGCGAACACUGAAGUCGGCGAGAACUUUGUACGAGCAGUUGAAAGAGGCUUCUUUGAAUGGUGAUUGUUAUGAAAGGUACUCUUCGCUGUUUGAAAUCCUCCAGAAUUGUAAUUUCCUGGUGGAGUUGGAGCAAAAAAUAGGAUGUUGUAUAGAUUGUAAUUUUUCAAAAAUCCUUGAUAGAGCCAGUGAGGACUUGGAGAUUAUUAGGUCUGAAAGAAAGAGGAACAUGGGAAAUCUAGAUUCUCUGUUGAAGAGAGUAUCAGCUCGAAUAUUUCAAGAUGGUGGCAUUGACAGACCAUUGAUAACCAAUCGCCGAUCAAGGAUGUGUGUUGGUAUUAGGGCUUCCCACAAAUCUUUGCUUCCAGAUGGUGUAGUCCUAAAUGUAAGCAGUUCUGGAGCAACAUACUUUAUGGAACCUAGAGAGGCAGUGGAGUUGAAUAACAUGGAAGUGAGGCUUUCAAACUCCGAGAAGGCUGAGGAACAAGCCAUUUUGAGCAUGCUUACAUCGGGAAUUGCAGAAGCAAAAAUAGAUAUCAAGUAUUUGUUGGAUAGAAUUAUUGAACUUGACUUGGCUUUUGCCAGAGCUGGUCAUGCUCAAUGGAUUAAUGGGGUCUGUCCAGUUUUAAGUUCAGAGAGUUGUAAGAGUUUUAAAUCUAAAAGAACUGAUCAUUCUUUAUCAGUAGACAUCGAAGGAAUACAACAUCCACUGCUUCUUGAGAUCUCUCUGAGGAGUCUGUCAGAUCUUGGUUCAUCUAAAUCUAGGAGUGCAGUUGCCUUGGAUGAGAGAAAAGGGGUGAUAAAUUCUGAAGUAUUAUCGGGCGAAUCGGAUUUUCCUGUGCCCAUUGACAUCAAAAUUGGAUGUCAAACCAGAAUAGUUGUGAUCUCAGGACCUAAUACGGGAGGCAAAACUGCAUCCAUGAAAACGCUGGGCUUGGCAUCUGUUAUGUCGAAGGCUGGUAUGUAUUUGCCUACAAAAAACCAACCAAGGGUUCCAUGGUUUGAUCUUGUUCUUGCAGAUAUUGGAGAUCACCAGUCUCUAGAACAAAGUCUCUCAACUUUUAGUGGGCACAUAUCACGGCUUUGUAAGAUUUUGGAAGUAGCCUCAAAAGAAUCGCUUGUCCUUAUUGAUGAAAUUGGAAGUGGGACUGAUCCUUCUGAAGGUGUGGCGCUUUCAGCUAGCAUCUUGCAGUAUUUCAAAGAUAGAGUUUACUUAGCUGUGGUGACUACCCAUUAUUCUGAUUUAUCUCGCCUGAAAGAAAAGGACACCCUAUUUGAAAAUGCAGCAAUGGAAUUUUCUCUGGAGACUCUACAACCUACCUAUAAGAUACUUUGGGGAAGCAUGGGUGACUCAAAUGCCUUGACUAUUGCCAAAUCAAUUGGCUUUGAUGAAAAAAUAAUUGAACGGGCACAAAUAUGGGUUGAGAGGUUGAUGCCAGAAAAGCAGCGGAAGCGGAAAGGUUUGCUAUAUCAGUCGUUAAUGGAAGAAAGAAACAAAUUAGAAUCUCAGGCAAAGCGAGCUGCAUCCCUUUAUUCGGAGAUUAUGAAUAUCUAUCAUGAGAUCCGAGAUGAGGCAGAAGAUCUUGAUGGGCGUGAGGUAGCUCUUAAGGCUAAGGAAACCCGACAGGUUGAACGAGAAUUAAGGACUGCUAAAUCUCAGAUAGAAACAAUAAUUCUGGAGUUUGAGAAUCAGCUUAGAUCUGCAAGAGCUGAUCAGUUCAAUUCACUUGUCAAGAAAGCAGAGUCUGCAAUUGCAUCCAUUGUUGAAACUCAUUGCCCUACUGAUGGUUUCUCUGUUAAAGAUGCAGAUGUCCACUCUUAUACACCACAGCUUGGUGAGCAAGUUCAUGUAAAGGGAUUAGGAAGUAAGUUGGCUACUGUAGUAGAAGUACCUGCAGAUGAUGACAAUGUCCUUGUCCAAUACGGAAAAAUCAGGGUCCGAGUGAAUAAGAGCAGUAUCAUAUGUCUUCCAAAUAGCCAAAAAAAUGCUGCAACAAGUUCUAACUCACUCUUGAAAAGGAAGGGCCAGCAAAGCAGAAAACUGAGGGACUAUUUAGAGGCCAGCAAUGGUGAAGAGGUUUCUUAUGGACUUGUGCUGCAGACAUCAAAGAACACGGUGGAUUUACGUGGCAUGCGAGUGGAGGAAGCUUCUCACCACCUCAACAUGGCUAUCGCUGCAAGAGGGUCUAAGUCAGUUAUGUUUAUAAUACAUGGCAUGGGCACUGGGGUUGUUAAGGAAUGCGCCCUUGAAAUAUUGAGAAACCAUCCCCGCAUUGCAAAGUUUGAACAGGAAAGUCCAAUGAACUAUGGUUGUACAGUUGCUUAUAUAAAGUGAAAUAUAAUUUCUUUUAGUCAGCUAAAAA
Messenger RNA from Cornus florida, 2851 nucleotides. RefSeq lists its product as uncharacterized. The record is from RefSeq and is a predicted model, not a curated record. NCBI's taxonomy places the organism in Eukaryota, Viridiplantae, Streptophyta, Magnoliopsida, Cornales, Cornaceae. The transcript has 5 exons. Gene Ontology annotation, molecular function: ATP hydrolysis activity; ATP binding; mismatched DNA binding. The coding region runs from base 79 to 2823 and encodes 914 amino acids. Gene Ontology annotation, biological process: negative regulation of DNA recombination; mismatch repair.